GGGAAAGGCGCAGCCUUUUAAGUUUCGAGCCUGCUGCCGUUGUUAGAAACCGACGUGUACCAGAAGUUCUGAAGUAAGGUUGGAUUCGAUAAGUAUAGGUACCUACCUACCGUCCUACCCAAAGCGCGAUCGUGUUCCGAUUCCUUUCCCGAAAUCUCGAUUCUCGAGGUCCCGAUGGCUUCAAGCUCAAAGAUACCAAAACGCCGACGACUGAUCAAGAAAUACAAGAUUCGGUUUGAUGGGCCGGCCGAAAGUCCGUUCCAGUCCCCCGAAAACUGGCCCGCCGCUCGCGACAACCUCGUCAGAAGCGUCCAGAGCCUCGGCCAGACAGAAUACCACCGAUAUCAAGCGAGCAUCAGUUGCGAUUCUCUUCACCGUCCUUGGAGAGAACAAGUGAGGCGGCGCGCAAAACGCGUGGCUGUGAAAGCCCAGACAUGUCUAGCGAACCGCAAAAAUGAAUCUGGCUGGCGAUUUGAAGUCGAGACAGAAGUCAUGGCCCGAAUGUCCAUCGAGGUAGCGUGUAAGCGGUGUCGGGGGCGGCUUUGGCGGUCUGAGCAAGAGGUCGAUCCUGGGAAUACCGAUGGAGCGGCUGCGAGGCGACUCCGCGAGCGCCAACGAGACCGAGAACCAUGCGCCUGUGACCCAAGCGAGCAGCACGAUGACUUGGACGAUCCGGGCAUCAGCCCCUUGUUCGAUUACCAUAUUGAGGAGGCAAUGGUCUAUCCUCCGGAACUUAAAUCCGAGCUGGCAAAACGGGAAGAGAAGCCAGAUAGGAUUUACGGGCUGCGAUCAACCCGAAGGCUAGAGCGCCUCCUGUCUUCAACCGACAACAGGCCCUCGGCAGCCGGCCAGUGCGUCGGCGACAGUAUCACUAGCCACCCCUUUCGUGGAGACGCGGAACCUCCGAACUUUCCCUUCUUCGUUCUCGAGGCCAAAUCGGAGAAGGGUGCGGAUUCCUUCAGCGAUGCAGCAUAUCAGACCGCCUUCGCCAUUAGGGAGCUGCUCUUGCUCCAGGAAAAUCUACGCGCGGCGGCGGGAGAGGACCGCGAGUGGGACGCGGGCCCUCUUGUGUGGUUUCUCUCGUACAAGGGAGAGGAAUGGAAGGUCUCCAUUGCCUACAUUGAGAUAAAAGACGGAUGCCAGUACUUUCGGAUUGUUCAGCUUUGGCGCGGCGCCGUAAAUGUCAAGGAUGGGGCACUCCAACUGCUGCUGAUCAUCGAUUAUAUCUUUGACUGGGCUCGUGACAUGUAUCGGGAAGCCAUCAUCCAGAGUCUGAGGAAGCUCGCUAUCUCCGAUUCCAAGAGCUUAGCAUACCAGGACAGUGACAUAAUGUCCACCUACUAUGCCCGUGAUCGGGUUGGGUUGUGGGCUGAAGUUAACCCCGAGGCCGACAACACCAAUACGGGGGCGUGGGUCGGGCAAGAAUCAGGCAUAAAGGACGCACUUCGAUCCUUCGACACAAAAUCGGGUGUGAUCCGCGAUAUUCGUUACAUCAAGAGUCGAUUCUUUGGUCUCUAUGUAACCCGGGAGAACCUGACCGCCUUUUUAGGAUCGAGAGACUCGGACCUGGGAUCCAAAAACUUGGCGGCUUCCCUCCUUAAGCACUUGGUGGAGGGUUGGAGAGUGAAAGGAGAAACUCUAGACGCGCUCGAGUUCGACUGGACGGGAAAGGAUCGCGGUCAGGGCCAGUCACACCGGGAAGUCACUUUCUUGGUAGUGGCGGGCGUCGCUGCGUACCUUUCCUUCGACUGGGAGCAAACAAGAGAGCUGUCUUAUCUUGCCGUCGAAGAGAGUGCUGUGGACGAUAUACUGGUCCAUGCCGGAUACAAGCUUGCUAGGGGUCAUAAGCUCUCCGACCUUCCCUUUGUGGACAAGGAUGCCUUUAGCGACAUCCUCCUUGUUUUGCGUCGCCAGUCUACUGGGAGCAAUCUGCUGGCCUGUAUCUCCCGAGUUUGUCUCUCUACGGGGAUACUGUCCACCAAAAACGGACAAGAACACCGGGAUGCCCUCUCCGUCGUUUCUGUGGAAAGAUCUGACGCAGGCCUCAUUAUUCGGGCCGACACGGUGCUCAAAGUCACCCUCAUUUUGCCCUCGAGAAAUCAAGUCCUCUCGUUGGUUCAGACGGCCGCCGGAGCUUCCUCCAAUGCCUAA
Molecule: messenger RNA, 2151 nt
Organism: Chaetomium fimeti
Lineage: Eukaryota; Fungi; Ascomycota; Sordariomycetes; Sordariales; Chaetomiaceae
Exons: 5
Coding region: 175-2151 (658 amino acids)
Source: RefSeq, a predicted model, not a curated record